Messenger RNA from Mercurialis annua (annual mercury), 1732 nucleotides. RefSeq names its product sugar transport protein 14-like. Bases 96 to 1640 code for a protein of 514 amino acids. The transcript is spliced from 4 exons. Gene Ontology annotation, biological process: monosaccharide transmembrane transport. The record is from RefSeq and is a predicted model, not a curated record. Gene Ontology annotation, cellular component: membrane. Gene Ontology annotation, molecular function: monosaccharide transmembrane transporter activity. Lineage: Eukaryota; Viridiplantae; Streptophyta; Magnoliopsida; Malpighiales; Euphorbiaceae.
UAGACUUUUUCUCCUUCUUAUAUCAUCUCUGCAAAAAGUACUCAAUCCACUGCCUUCUGCAUUACACACCAAACCCCAAAAACUGCACAGAAACAAUGGCAGGUGGAGGAUUUGCUGACGAUGGACCCCUUAAAAGAGCUCAUCUGUAUGAGUAUAAGAUUACCAGUUACUUCGUUUUUGCUUGUAUAGUUGCAGCUCUCGGUGGUUCUCUCUUUGGCUAUGAUCUUGGUGUUUCUGGUGGAGUAACUUCCAUGGAUGAUUUCUUGAAGGAUUUCUUCCCAAAAGUGUAUAGAAGGAAGCAAGAGCAUCUUAACGAGACAGAUUACUGUAAAUAUGAUAAUCAACUCCUCACACUCUUUACAUCCUCAUUGUACUUCGCGGCUCUUGUUUCUACAUUCGGAGCUUCACAUAUUACCCGAAACAAAGGCCGAAGAGCUAGUAUUCUUGUCGGAUCAGUAAGCUUCUUUUUAGGAGCAGUUCUCAACGCAGCUGCGGUUAACAUUUUGAUGCUGAUCAUCGGACGGAUUUUUCUUGGCAUAGGCAUUGGAUUUGGCAAUCAAGCAGUUCCGUUGUAUCUUUCCGAAAUGGCUCCAGCGAAAAUCCGAGGAGCUGUGAACCAAUUGUUUCAACUGACAACCUGCUUAGGCAUCCUGAUUGCGAAUCUUAUAAAUUACGGAACAGAAAAAAUCCAUCCAUGGGGAUGGAGGCUAUCGCUGGGAUUGGCAACGGUUCCUGCAACUCUAAUGUUUAUCGGAGGUCUUUUCCUCCCCGAAACUCCGAAUAGUCUGGUAGAGCAAGGAAGAUUAGAAGAAGGUCGAAAAGUACUAGAGAAAAUUAGAGGGACAACUAAAGUUGAUGCAGAGUUUGAUGAUCUUAUCGAUGCAAGCAAUGCAGCAAGAGCAAUAAAGCAUCCAUUCAAGAACCUUCUCAAGCGAAAGAAUCGUCCACAAUUGAUCAUAGGAGCUUUAGGAAUCCCUGCAUUCCAACAGUUAACCGGCAUGAAUUCUAUACUGUUUUACGCUCCUGUCAUAUUUCAGAGCUUAGGUUUCGGUUCUGGUGCAUCUCUAUAUUCAUCAACCAUAACAAGCGGAGCUCUUGUUCUUGGUGCCCUCAUUUCAAUGUCUUUAGUAGACAAAUUUGGCAGAAGAGCUUUCUUUCUUGAAGCUGGAACUGAAAUGUUAUGCUACAUGGUUGCUGUGGCAGUAACACUGGCAGUAAAAUUCGGACAAGGAGUAGAGCUUCCAAAAGGAAUCGGAAUCUUCCUAGUAAUCAUCAUUUGCUUGUUCGUCUUAGCUUACGGAAGAUCGUGGGGUCCUCUCGGUUGGCUAGUUCCGAGCGAAAUCUUCCCAUUGGAGACGAGAUCAGCAGGGCAAAGCAUAGUGGUGUGUGUGAACAUGUUAUUCACAGCUCUAAUAGCACAAUGUUUUCUGGUGUCACUCUGUCACCUUCGAUAUGGAAUAUUCUUGGUGUUUGGUGGCUUGAUUUUGAUAAUGAGUAGCUUCAUUUUCUUCCUCCUGCCAGAAACAAAGCAAGUGCCCAUUGAAGAAGUGUAUCUUCUAUGGCAAAAUCAUUGGUUCUGGAAGCGCAUUGUCGGAGAUCAUCAAGUCGAGUUAGAUGAGAAAAACACAAGACAAGUUUAACAAUAUUUGCUGAAUGCUGUAUUCUGUUUAUCAAUGUAUGAAUUAUAGAAUCUUUUAACAAACAAUAAAAAAAACAUUCAGUUACUGGCUAA